UUCAUUUUCAAAACCUCAGAGUCAGUUCUCUUCCUCUUAUUGUCCUAAUCCAAAACCCAAACUCGCGCAAGAACUGGAUACUCUGGCGGAUUCAGAGACCAAGAACCGAGACGUGGUUCUGAAACUGUAUGACGCCCUGAGAUCUCGAGACGUCGACUCAGUGCACCGCACACUAACCCCCGAUCUCGACUACUGGUUUCACGGCCCACCGCCGCACCAGUUUUUGAUGCGCACGCUCACGGGAGUCUCUCCGACGUUUGAGUUCGUGCCUCUCUCCGUAGUCUCCUUCGGAUCCACCGUUAUUGCCGAGGGCUGCGACGUUGCUAGCUCCAUCUCCUGGAUCCACGCGUGGACCGUCGCGCAUGGGAUAAUCACACAGGUGAGGGAGUACUCUAACACUUCUCUCACGGUUACACGGGUCGGUGACGUUGUUAGCGGACGGUCUGCUGAGAUUGCACCGUCGCAUUGUCUCUCCGUGUGGGAAAGUCAGUUCUCGGGUCGGGCUGGAAAGUCCGUACCGGGUCUGGUUCUUGCUAUUUAAGGAUUUGUUCACGUCAGAGAAUAACAAUAUCUAAAUAAAGACUGCUUACUUGUUGGUUUGUUGUUUAUGGGUUGAAGGAUUUGUGCGGUUGAGACGCGGUGUGGGGUGACAGCAAACGCUGCGUUUUGGCUGUCGCUAGUUCUUCUUUUGUUGGAUAUUUGUGUGUUUUGUGUUUUAGGGGUCAAGCAUGGGGAAACUCAACUUGACUUGUGCGGUUGUGUCGGAUGGUUAUGUUAUAAUUGAAAUAAAAAUGUGCUUUUGGGAUAUUAUAUUCGUUAAAUGUUUUAUAACA
This is a messenger RNA of Brassica rapa (field mustard), 833 nucleotides long. Its product is annotated as senescence associated gene 20-like. NCBI's taxonomy places the organism in Eukaryota, Viridiplantae, Streptophyta, Magnoliopsida, Brassicales, Brassicaceae. The record is from RefSeq and is a predicted model, not a curated record.